CGAUAUCGUUAAAUACUAGCCAGCUAGUAGAGCUGGCGCGCCGAACAGUCCAGGGUCCUGCAUCCCCUGUGACCAGCACCUUACUGGGUAGUCACCAUAUCGAUGGCAGGAUGCUAUCCAAUCAUACUGAGGAUGUCGUUCAAAGGUGCAGUUAUAUCUCAAGCUGAACACUCAUUUGUCUAAGCUGGAAAGUAUGCUAGUAUUACCUCGACCGUCACUGACGAUGAAUUGCGAGCCGAGGUCACACGUGGUUUAUUCCAAGUAUCGCGGUGCAUCCAGCCACCGCCGCCGACAAGUCGCAGUAUGUCAGGUGUGCUGUCCCUGAAUGAGAUUGUCGAACGCAUUCAGAGGGAGGAUACUCGAGCAGCGACCCUGCCACCAGCUCGCCCUCCGCCGGAUGUGGAUGACUCCAUUCCGGCGUGGGACUUUGACGAGUCCUCACAUGAAGUCGAGACAGGGCUGCAAGCAGAGCCUGCCUUGAAAGGAGGUGUGGCGCCGCUCACUGCUCCUCCUUCCCCUGCCACGACAUUUUUCACUCUUGAUCUCGAGGACGAGAGCCCAUUAUUAUCCCCAACAUUGAUGCACAACAUCCUCGAGGCCGAGAUGAUCAGUAGCGGAGCGUCGACGGCGCCUUCACUGGAUGGCGAUGAGCCUGCCGGUGAGGGCUCCGGCGAUGGUGCUCUCCCCGCAAACAUCACAGACCAUCCAGCCCACGGUGGUGUAGAACUGCAAGCCUCGUCGGCAUCGGAUCAAACCUUGGUUGCAUUAUGCCUCGCUUUGUUGGACUACAUUGCGAGGCUCGAUGCCACAAAUGUUCGGUCCGCAGCAGGUGACCAAGCAUCUGCGCCGCAGCAGCUGUGCGACUGUAGGUGUCGGGAGCAUGAGGCCUCGGCACAUCAGCAGACCGACGACUCCCAACCCCAGGCACACGAAGCGGUGAUGCAGGAGGUUUAUGGCUCUCAGCGGCAGGUGCCCCAGCCUGAGCCUGAGAUGCAAAACACUCGCGACCCUCGGCUCCAGGUGUACGAAGUCCCUGCAGUUCAAGAGGCUCGUGCUUCCCAGCCUGCGACGCAGCGCGACUUUGUGCGUAUCCUGCAGCCUACGGUGCAAGUCACACGGCCAAGUGGCUCAAUGGACGUCUAUGACCUUUACGAGGUGUAA
Molecule: messenger RNA, 1161 nt
Organism: Phanerochaete carnosa HHB-10118-sp
Lineage: Eukaryota; Fungi; Basidiomycota; Agaricomycetes; Polyporales; Phanerochaetaceae
Exons: 2
Coding region: 304-1161 (285 amino acids)
Source: RefSeq, a predicted model, not a curated record